This is a messenger RNA of Penicillium argentinense, 1008 nucleotides long. RefSeq names its product class I SAM-dependent methyltransferase. NCBI's taxonomy places the organism in Eukaryota, Fungi, Ascomycota, Eurotiomycetes, Eurotiales, Aspergillaceae. The record is from RefSeq and is a predicted model, not a curated record. Bases 1 to 1008 code for a protein of 335 amino acids. The transcript is spliced from 2 exons.
AUGGUUUCCAGAAGAGGAACCAAGAGCAAGACGCCAGGCUCAAAACGAACCAGCGCCAACCCCCCCUCGCGGAAACAAUUUAAUCCCAGUUUACAUCGCUUCCAAGAACGCUAUGAGCAGAAAGAGUUCCAAGCCAAACCACAUGGAAUCCCCGUUCGAGUCCUCUCCUUCAUGGGUGUUACCGUGCUAGCAAUGAGCAUGUACUCGGGCUACCUCUAUGCCUCGUACCAGCGCGAAGUCUCCAAGGCACAAUCCCUUGACGUCCCACGCGACGUGUCAGACCGGUACAAUUCCACCGCGCCAACCUUCGACGCAGAAGUCGAGCUUUCCGAGAAGGCGAUGCGCCUCGGGAAAAAACGUGGUGAUCUCAUUCGUCUUGCACGCGGGGAUGUGCUAGAGGUUAGCUGUGGCACAGGCCGGAACCUCGAGUACUAUGAUCUUGGGGAGCGGCGUGGAACAGAUGAUCAAGGUCAUGCGGCUGUCAUCGGGUGUCGGUCUCUGACAUUUGUGGACUUGAGUCCGCAGAUGGUGGAUAUUACGAGGGAGAAAUUCCAAGCGGCGAAUCCUGAGUUUACGCAUGUUGCGUUCCGCGCUCAGGAUGCCGGUGCCGUGACCGUUGAGGCGCCUGCGAGAGUACGGGACUUGGCUGGUGCAGGGAAGGAUGCCAGUGACCACCGGGCCUAUUAUGAUACUAUUGUACAGACGAUGGGUCUUUGCUCGAUGGCGGAUCCUGUUGGGACGUUGCGGCACUUGGGUGAGAUUACGGAGCCGGAGCGUGGGCGCAUCUUGUUGUUGGAGCAUGGGCGCUCGCAUUACGAUUGGUUGAAUCGAAUCUUGGAUAAUCUGGCGCCCCUGCAUGCGGAUAAGCAUGGGUGUUGGUGGAAUCGAGAUAUCGGGGCCAUUGUGGAAGAGAGCGGGUUAGAGGUGGUUGAGGUGAAAAGGUGGCAUUUUGGCACGACAUGGCGAUAUGUUCUCCGGCCGAAGAUACUGUGUGGAGAGAAGAAAUAG